GUUAACUUGAUGCUGUUCCUGGUGGUUAGUGUUUCAAGUUAACUUGCUGUUGGUCUCAGUGGUGAAUGAUUCUAGUUCACCUGAUGCUAUUCUCUGUGGCAGCAGCGGUGACAGACAGCAGCUUCCUGGACUGUGACGGGGAUCUCUACCCUGAUGACCACACCAUGACACUUGCCCAGCAGGCGAUUCCCCAUGAGUUGGACAUGGACAGCGCCAUCGAGGGUACCCAGAAUUCGGAGGAAUCAGAGCCGGGCACAGAGGAGGAGAAGGGCAGUCAGAUGGUCACUUUGUUCCUGCCGGGCACAGAACAAGCCGAAUCUCCCUGCCUGUCCGCUGUCUCAGAACCAUCCACCAGCUCUCUCCUCAGCAUCGAGGAGCAGUAUGAGGAUUAUGGAGAAGCGGAUGAGGCUGACUUCAUUCCCAGCAGCCCCUUUCCUGAUGAUGAAAGCAGAACCAAUGGUUUCUCGGACCUGGGAUCAUCCGUCUCCUCCAGUGCUGGUCAGACCCCGAGGAAGAUGAGAAGCGUGUUUGGCAGUGAAUUCCUGGAUGUGUACUGUUCCCAAUGCUGCAAGAAAAUUAAUCUUCUCAAUGACUUGGAGGCUCGUCUCAAAAAGCUGAAAGCAAACAGCCCUAACAGGAAGAUCUCAUCGACAGCUUUCGGGAGGCAGCUUUUCCACAACAGUAACAUCAGCAGCAGCACUGGCAGCACUGAGGACCUGUUCCGAGACAGUAUUGACUCCAGUGAUAAUGAUAUUACUGAAAAGGUGAGCUAUCUGGAGAAGAAGGUGUCGGAGCUGGAGAAUGACUGCCUGAUGAACGGUGAUCAGAAGAGUAAACUCAAGCAGGAAAACACACAACUAGUGCACAGGGUUCAUGCGCUGGAGGAACAGCUGAAGGAUCAGGAGUCGAGAGCAGAAGAGGUUUUCCAAGAAGAGAUGAGGCGACACCGGGAGAUUCUCAAUAAACUAGAGAGGGAGAAGAAUGCAGAGAUUGAAAUGCUGACAGCCAGGUACAGUCAUUGUGAUUGA
Molecule: messenger RNA, 1028 nt
Organism: Carcharodon carcharias (great white shark)
Lineage: Eukaryota; Metazoa; Chordata; Chondrichthyes; Lamniformes; Lamnidae
Product: rab11 family-interacting protein 4-like
Exons: 8
Coding region: 66-1028 (320 amino acids)
Biological process (GO): endocytic recycling; regulation of cytokinesis
Cellular component (GO): recycling endosome membrane; midbody; endocytic vesicle
Source: RefSeq, a predicted model, not a curated record